AUGGCGCUUUUCUGCACAUCAGUAAAGUCAAUAGAACGACUUCCUCCCACACAGGUGAGUUAGCUAAAAAAAUUAAUAAAACAAUAUCGUUGGGACUAUACUGUCUAUACAUAUCAUUGUGAAAUAUAUUGUUUACACUCUUAUUUAGGAUGCUUUACUUCAGCAUGUUCUCAGAGCCAUUUAUCAAGCCGGAAUUUGGGCCACAAGUGACCAACCAAUGCCUUUUCUGCCCUCACCUGACAAUUUUGGCUGGGACAAAGAUCAAGUCUGGACUCCAAAAUGGAUGACACUGCUGGAAGUUUCGAAAGCGUGUCAAGAAUUUAUUAGCUGUUCGUGCAAAGGGAAAUGCUCCCGAUGCAAGUGUGUACGUGCAAACCUGGACUGCACAUCUUUGUGUAAAUGCCAUUGUACUGGAAAAUUACCUUGA
Messenger RNA from Paramuricea clavata, 427 nucleotides. The record is from the annotation of a GenBank genome assembly. NCBI's taxonomy places the organism in Eukaryota, Metazoa, Cnidaria, Anthozoa, Malacalcyonacea, Plexauridae.